AAAUCAGUGCAGAGAAUUGAAUCUGUUUGGUGUCCGGAACCUUUUCAGAUUCAGGAAUCUGUUCAGUCCGGCUUCUGUUCAGUCAGGAAUCUGUUCAGUCCGGAAUCCGUUCAGUCAGGAAUCUGUUCAGUCAAGAAUCUGUUCAGUCCGACUUCUGUUCAGUCAGGAAUCUGUUCAGUCAGGAAUCUGUUCAGUCAGGAAUCUGUUCAGUCCGGCUUCUGUUCAGUCCCGAAUCUGUUCAGUCAGGAAUCUGUUCAGUCCGGCUUCUGUUCAGUCAGGAAUCUGUUCAGUCCCAAAUCUGUUCAGUCAGGAAUCUGUUCAGUCCCGAAUCUGUUCAGUCAGGAAUCUGUUCAGUCAGGAAUCUGUUCAGUGGGGGGAAACGAGCAGAAAACUUGAACUGAAACUGAAAAACUCCAUCAGAAAUCACAAAUCCGGACCCAGAAACGUUGAAACUAUCAGGAAAUUCUGAAUCUUAAUUAAUUUAAACUCCUGAUCAGCCAAGCUGGGUGAAAUGACUCUCCCAGCCUCUGCAGCGCCCCCUCUGCUGAUGAUGCGCUCCUGCAACAACAUCCAUCACCUUCCUCCUCCUCCUCCUUCUCCUCCUCCUCACUGGUACCCAGAGCGACAAACCUCAGUGCAUCAGUGUUUGAUUGUAGCCCGAGUCGUGCAGCUGUUCCGCUGCUCCUGAACUGGUGAACCGAACCAAGCCGAACCGAACCGGGAGGAACCGGGCCAACGCGCCGGGAUGGACCCCGAGCUGGAGCCGCGUUUCCUGCUGUGAGGAGCGGAGCAGGAGCCUGGAAAGCCCCGGAGGAAAGCGGAAGAGGUGGCGGGGGGGAUCCGGGAGACAGAGCCAUGGCGACUGGCGGCGGCGGAGGCGGCGGCGGGGCGGCGCGCAGGCGGAGAGCCGGGAUCCCCGGGUUCUGCUGGAAGACCUGCUGCUUCCCGCUUCUGCUCUGCGUGGUGUCGGUGUGCGGGGAGGAGAAGACCUUCAUAGUGGAGACGUGGCUGAAGAACUACGGCUACCUGCUGCCUCAUGACGUCAGGACGUCGGACCUGCGGCAGGAGAAGGCCAUGCAGUCCGCCGUGGCGGCCAUGCAGCGUUUCUACGGGAUCCCGGUGACGGGAGUCCUGGACGAAACGACCAUAGAGUGGAUGCGGCGGCCUCGCUGCGGCGUUCCCGACCAUCCUCACACCAGCCGGCGCCAGAGGAACAAACGCUACGCGCUGACGGGGCAGAAAUGGAGGGAGAAGAGGAUCACCUACAGAAUAUCAAACUACACCCCAAAGGUGGGGGAGAAGGACACGCACCGAGCGAUCCGCCAAGCCUUCAACGUGUGGCAGGCUGUCACUCCGCUCUCCUUCCAGGAGGUCCCAAAUUCAGACGUGGAGAGCGACGGGAAAGACGCCGACAUCAUCAUCUUCUUCGCCUCUGGUUUCCAUGGCGACAGCUCUCCAUUUGACGGCGAGGGGGGAUUCCUGGCCCACGCCUACUUCCCGGGCGCCGGCAUUGGAGGAGACACCCACUUCGACUCUGACGAGCCGUGGACUCUGGGAAACGCCAACCAUGACGGUAAUGACUUGUUCCUGGUGGCGGUGCAUGAACUAGGCCACGCUUUGGGUUUGGAGCACUCCAACGACCCCAGUGCCAUCAUGGCUCCCUUCUACCAGUACAUGGACACGCACAACUUCAAGCUGCCGAUGGACGACCUGCAGGGCAUUCAGAAAAUCUACGGGAUCCCCACCCCCAUGUUGGAACCCACCCGGCCGUUGCCCACGCUUCCCUCCCGACGGACUCACUCCACCUCGGAAUGCCAUCCGGACCGGGUCGCCCGGCCGGGUCGGCCGCCCGGCGACCGCCCCGCUCUGCCCGGCAACGGAAAACCCAACAUCUGCGACGGGAACUUCAACACCGUGGCGUUCUUCAGAAAGGAACUGUUCGUUUUCAAGGAUCGCUGGUUGUGGCGUCUGAGGAACAACAAGGUCCUGGAGGGUUAUCCCAUAGAGAUCGACCAGUUCUGGAAGGGCCUGCCUCCUCGCAUCGAUGCUGCCUACGAGAGGUCCGACGGAAAGUUUGUCUUCUUCAAAGGUGAUAAGUUCUGGGUGUUUAAGGAGGUGAAGGCCGAGCCGGGUUACCCUCAGAGCCUCAUGGAGCUGGGCAGCUUCCUCCCCAAAGAUGGCAUCGAUGCCGCCGUCCGCUGGGAGGUCGUCGGGAAAACCUACUUCUUCAAAGGAAACCAGUACUGGCGCUACAAUGAGGAGAAGCGGACGGUGGACCCGGGAUACCCGAAGCCCAUCAGUGUGUGGGAUGGAGUCCCCGACUCUCCCCAGGGAGCCUUCACCAGCAGAGAGGGAUAUCACACCUACUUCUACAGGGGGAAGGAGUACUGGAGGUUCGACAACCAGAAGCUGACGGUGGAGCCUGGAUAUCCAAAGUCCAUUUUACAAGACUGGAUGGGCUGCUACCAGUCCGAGAUGGAGCGCUCCGGCAGCAACCGCGGAGACCGGCAGCUGCCCCUUGACGACGUGGACGUCAUCGUGACCAUCAACGACGUCCCCACGACCGUCAACGCCAUCGCCGUGGUGAUACCAUGCAUCCUGUCGCUCUGCAUCCUGGUGCUGAUCUAUACCAUUUUCCAGUUUAAGAGCAAAGGAGCGCAGCAGAACACGAUCAUGCAGCAUUAUUACAAAUACCCGGUUCAGGAGUGGGUAUGACAGGGGACCAGAACCCCAAAGCUGUCGUUAUUUUCAGCCAACAGAACUGGACCGAAAGAUUCUGCUAGCUGGAGAGAAAAGAUCUGAACUUUGAGACAAAGAGUUUAAAAGAAAUGUUCAUAUUUGGGGAUGUUAAAACCAAACAGAGUUGACAGUAAAAUAAAGUCCAGAGUGAUGUGGAGCGAGUUUGUCUUCAUCUCUUUUUGGACGCUGGAAGUUCUUGCUGGACCAACAACAAACCUGUUUCCUCUCAGAGAAAAUAAGAGGCAGAAAACAUCUCCCAGUUGGAAACUACCUUUAGACUUUACAUGAGAACUGCUUCAGUUAUAAAGUUAGGUCAAACUUAAGUAAGAAAAAAAAAACAUUUAAAAUUAAACUUGAAAAUAAAAGAUAGGUAGAAAGGCCAUAACAAAAAGUAAACCAAGGAGCUCUCUGGAUCACAGAACUCUGUUUUCAGUUAUACUGGGAUGGAAAACUGUUUUGAUCUCUUUUUUUUACUAAACAAUACAAUACCAACUCACCACAGCUCAUAACAUAAAACUCUUUUUUUUAGUCACACAGUAACAGAAUCACUGAUUUUCGUAGAUGGAUUGUUACAGAAGUAGAGACACUUCUUAUGUCUGUCUAAAGCUGACGGAAGCUGAGGUUUAUAAUUAUCAGUCUGAUAGAAGAUAAAAGCCUCCAAUGUUUACAAAUUGCUGUUUAGGAUUAAAUGAAACCUAAAGAUUCCCAAACAUCUCCUCUCUGCUGCCAUGACAUCCAACACAACAACAUCCACAGUCUGGUCACCAGAUAAGGCUGCUAAAGAUUGAUUGUUAAAAGAUUCAGCACCUUCAGACGCUCACUUCUCCAAAAUCAGCACAGCCACAACUCAACCACUGCAGCAGUAACAGCAUCACUUAAUCUAUGUUGAUGCUUCACUCACAUCAGCAUGCUGAAUUCUUGAAAAUAAAAGAUUGAAAAGGAAUAAAGUACCCUGCACCUUAUAACAUGAAAUAAUGGAACAAACCACAAAAAUAAUUUUUAUUUAUUUAUUUACUUUUUUAUUUAUUUAAUGUAUGUUUAUUUAUAUAUAACACUUUUCUGCAUGAGUUUAUUUAUAAAGCACAUUUACAACAACCUCUGCUGACCAAAAUGCUUCACAAUCAUUACAACUUCACAGGUACAUAAACAAAAAACGAAAUAAAAUUAAGAUUGAUAAAAAUAUUAAUAAAUAAUAAUAAAAGUGGCAGCACAAUACCAAGAAAAUAAUAAUACAAUAAUAGAAAUAAAAACCAAGACGUACUUAAUUCCAAUUGCAGCAAUUACCCAAAAACGCAAAUCAAUUAAUUAUUAAUUUUUCCCUGUUUUUUUUCUACACAAUUUCCUGUUUGGAUUUUGGAUCCAGUUUUUUCCCAGUUUCAUCUUUACGGGUUUAUUUGGUUUUAAAUUCAUGAGUUGCUUUUUUAAGUGUCAAUGCAGGAGUUUGUUAUUGAUGCGCCAUUUAUUCACACUCUGCUGAUUUAUUCAUUCUCCUCUGUUUGCUUUAUGGUUCCUAAAUCUGCAGCUUCUAGUAAUAUUAACUUGCAUUUAACCAUUAACCAUUUGUUUUGUAUAAAACCAAAUGCAGGUUUUUUUGUCCAAACCUGCAUUUCUUUUCUCUCUGGAAACAAUAACAAUAGUUCCAGAUCUGGACUAAAAGAAUCAUUCCUGCAUGUUAAAACCUCAACCAAACCAUCAAACAUGACAGGAAGUUGUUUUUCAAUUUUAACUCACUGCCGAUAAAUUAAAAAAAACUUACUGGCAGGCUUUUAUUGAUAAUACGCACAAUAGCAUCUAUAAAAAAUGUAAUUAUUUCUAGCUAAACAAUACGGUAGCUUUUACAUUUAUUACUUUAUGUUUUGUGCUUUUUUGGUGAUAAAUAAGGUUCUGAAUACACAUAGACUUGAUUACAUUUGUGCCAUUCUGCAUCUGCAAACUUCAGGAGGAAUUUGAUGAUCUGACUGAAUCAAAGCGUUCAUGGAUCCUGGUGCUGUUUGAACAGGAAGUGAAGGUGCUAGUGUGUUAGCAUGUUAGCACGCAAGCGUCAUCUCAAUGAGAACAAUUUUAAUCCAAACGUUUGAUACUUUUUGGUGGUUUUCAUUUAAAAUGUUUGACAAUUUACGUCAGCAGCAGAUUCUUUUUCACAUUUAAAAUGAUUAAUUUUGACCGUGUUGCUGCUCCAGAUGCAGCUGAGUUCCAGUUCUUUCCUGAAAUCAGACACUCUCAGGGUGCUCUGGUGUUUUCUAACUCAGCUGGGGUUGCAGAGGCAGCGAAUUUCAGAAAAGCAGAUUUAAGGCGUUAUGUAACGCCGCAGCAUCACUGCAGUUUGAACUAUAAGGCAUGCUUUAUUUAAACGCCCAAGCUGUUGAUAUAAAUGGUGUUACCUCUCUGAGGUGAUGCACACUGAGGAUAAUUGGUCUCCCAGAGAGAUUUUAGGAGUUCACUGCUUUCCAUUUCUGGUUUGAAAUCUCCAUUAACAGUCCAGAACUUUGCUGUUUUCUUUGAGUCAUAAAGAAUUUUUACCUCAGAAAAUGAUCUGGUUCAUCCCCCUUCAUGAGAGGCUGUUAAACCCUGAUCUGUUCCUCUUUCACCAACAUCACUGCUCUGCUGGGAUUUCAUGUAUUCCAGCUUUUCUCAGCCUCUUUUGCUUCAGAUCUGCUCAGAGUUCUGCAGAACAGUUUGACCAAACUAAGAAAAAUCUGUUUUUUAUUGGAAUAAACAUGCAGUUUUUAGCUUUUCUUUGCUCUCUGAAGAGUCAGUGGGUGAUGAAGGUUCUGAAGGAAAUCAGAAAUCAACUUUUUUUCUUUGAUUUGACACAUUUUGAAAAAUAAAUCCAAUAUUCUAGUGUUGAUCAUCAUUAUUGAUCCUUUUCAACUCCAAACCCAAAAAGUUACAUAGAAGGCAAAACAAUAUUUAUUAUAUUUAGAAAAGUAGUCAAAUCAUAAUGAUGAUGAACUAUUAAAGAAAAUUCAAAAUAAUUUUAUAAUAGCACAAGAUGAAUUAUAAAUUCAAGAUGAUUUGUAGCAGGGAUUAAAUUUCCUCACUAUAAAAUUUAUUUAUAACAUGACAUAGAAUAAUAUUUCUAUCUUUAUUAUUACUACUCAGUGUCUUAAUUCAAUUAUUUGUUUUUAUUCUGAAUAUUAUGUGAUUCAGUUUGUUGUAAAAAUACUAGAGACAUCUUUAUUUUGCAUUAAUUUAGCCAAACUUAUUACUACUUACGUGUUGCUUCCUGUUCUUUUUCUCUUCUGUCAUCAGAUUCAACUCUUAGCCUGCAGCCGUCAGUCUAAUGAAUUCCAGCUAGCCUCAUUAGCUCUUAGCUUGCUAGCCUUUCCAGCUAAUGUUUAUAACCUCCAAGGUUUCCAAAGACAUUUUUGCCAAAAUUAAACAAAAUUUGUCCUAAAAAUGAAAAUUUGUGCAGAUAUUUACAUCAAACUUCAGACAUCUGAAUUUUUUAGGCAGUUUAAAUAUUUGCAAGAAAGAAAAGUUCCUAAUUUCUGGAUUAUGAAUGUGUUCAUAACUUUGUGCAAGCUGCACAAAUAGAAAAUUACAAAAUAUUCAUACCCCUUGAACUUUUUUCCCACUUUGUGGCAUUAUAACGGCCACCAACUUCGAUUUAUUUUGUGGGCCAGACAAAAUGCUCCAUAACAGUUUACAUUAAUUCAUAGAUAAAAAUCUGAAAAGUGCAGCCUGUAUCUGUUUUCAGUUAAUCCUUUGUUGGCAGCAGCUCCAGCUGUACAAGAAAAAAGUCAGACUCUGGUCCCGAUUCUUGACCUGGUGGUUUUCCAGUGUUCUCCUCACAACGCCUGACACGUUGUUGGAGCGUCGCUUCUGUUUCUCGUUGUGCAGAAAACUUUUUUUGCAGGUUUAAACUAUAUAAAGUGCAGCUUAAAUUGCAGUGACCUUUAGAGUUGUGAGAGUUAAGAUGCCACUUUCCAUAAUGGCUAAUAAUAAUAAAAAACCUCAUUGAGAUCUACAAUCUCUGUUUAAAGGUGGACAUGGCAAAAUAGCAUCACCGUUUUUUGGGGGGGGUUAAAUAAUCGGCUGAGAAAAAAUAAAUAUUCAUUCAUCUGAUUCAUGUUUUUUUAUCUUUAGGCAGAAAAUAUUGGAGUUUGUACAUAUUUACUGAGAUUUACAGAAAAGCAGAUUACUGUGUAUUUCAGCAAAUGUCUGUUUGUGGAAAAUAAAGAAAAGUACUUGAAGAAAAUAUUCUGUAGUGAUUGCAUUGUUCAUGUACUGGACAUAAUAGAGAAAAUAUGUAUAAAUGAGAUUUUUGUAAGUAGUAUAUAAGCUUUGUGGGUUUUUCAGGAAGAACUGGGCCAAACUGCUGGUUCUGGAUGGUUGUAUUGGGCAGAUAACAGACACUCCCAUGUGACCAGAGUCCAGUCAUUUUGACCUCAGUCUCCUGACGUUCUGGAAAGUUCAACUCACAAAGCUGAAAGCAAAUAGUUCAAAACAGCAGCAAGCAACUGAAAAACUCAUUAUUUUCUAGAUUUUACUCAGCUCAUUCAGAGAAAACUAUUAUUUAAUGCAAUAAAAGCAAACAUGGAAAGACAUGGAUUAACAAAAGGCUGCACAGAUGUUUGCAUGAUUAAAUUUUAUUGCGGUGGGGGGCCUGCCACGUUGAGCGAGGAACCCGUUACGACUGCUUGCAGUUCUAGUUUACUUGAACUUCUUUUCUUUUUGGAAAUUGGAGAGGUACGCUUCGUUUUAAUUUUUAGUUUACAUGAAAUGAACAAGAUUAAUAUUUUCAAACAGAAUGAGGAAAAACUUUUUAAAAAGAUGCAAAAAGAGAUUUACUAACAAAACAGAUGUUCAAACUGAAAAGAGAUCAAGUGUAAUCAUUAGUUGAAUUAUUUUUGUCAACUUCCUCCACAGUCAGUUUUCCUGAUGAUGCAAGAUAAUCUGCUGGAAAACCCAGAGUUGGUUUUUAACCUGCUGUUGCCUUUAGUUUUUAUUCCUGUCUUUGAUUAUUAAAACGCAGAAAAACAUUUCAGAUGUUCAGACUUUUUACUGCUGAUUCAUCUGAAAGAUUUAGAAAAACUCAGUUGAAUUUUCUUAAAAAAUAUUUUUCUGUAAAUAAUGUUUGACUUUUGUUUGUUUCUUUAACAAUGGGUUGAUUCGCUAAACAAAAUCUGAUCUCGAUUUUUGACUCAAAAUAAUGAAGCAUUUUUGAAAUCCAGUUUCAUCUCAAGUUCUGUAAAUACAAAAAAUAUGUUUUUGAACAUCUUUUUAGUAUUAUUUCUGUCAUUUGCUGCAUGUCAGAUGAACAACCAUGUUUCUGUUUCCAAUUUAUGGUUUAUUUUUGAAGGAUUUUAUUCUGAAAAAUGAAAACGGUUUCUAUCUCUUUGAGUUUGUUCGGCACCGAUUCUGUACGACAUCACCAUGUUCUAAAAAAUGUCAAUAAAAGACUUCAUCACUUAAAAUGAAA
This is a messenger RNA of Xiphophorus hellerii (green swordtail), 8164 nucleotides long. RefSeq names its product matrix metallopeptidase 24 (gene mmp24). Bases 856 to 2715 code for a protein of 619 amino acids. Gene Ontology annotation, biological process: proteolysis; extracellular matrix organization; collagen catabolic process. Gene Ontology annotation, molecular function: metalloendopeptidase activity; zinc ion binding. NCBI's taxonomy places the organism in Eukaryota, Metazoa, Chordata, Actinopteri, Cyprinodontiformes, Poeciliidae. The record is from RefSeq and is a predicted model, not a curated record. Gene Ontology annotation, cellular component: extracellular matrix; plasma membrane. The transcript is spliced from 10 exons.